UGUUGUAUCUAGGAACAUGUAUCAAUUCAUCUUUUAGACUAUACCAAACACGCUCUUCUUGGUUUUUUUGUAAACUGAGAAUAACGGACAUACUUUUCUUUAUAUCUCCGCUUAAACUGCUUGUUCAUUUAAUUGAUUUAUUUUAACUAAAACUAUAAAUCGAAAGGGCAAUGCAUUACCAUAUGAAACAUAAGAGAUGUAUAACCUUGUUGAACCGUUAUUUCAUUGUUUAUUUUGGGUCAAAUAUUGUUUCAUGAUGUCGUUUCCAAUUCUUUAUCUCCUUUUAUCUUAGAUUAAUCAAACUUCCUCGAGACGUCUCUUGCUGACAACCACUCUUUGAUUUGGCUUUCUGUUUUCAACGAAUUCUCCUUUCUUUUCAAAAUUCACAAAUUCCCAAAAUUAUUCACAUACAAUUGAAUUGGAUAUGUUUGAAGAUUAGACCUGAAAUUAUAUUUCCCACCAUCAUUGACUUUAGUAUCACCAGCUAAAUUUCUAGAGAGGUCGAUAUAUCGGAACAUUAAAUAUUCUUCAAUCCGAACUGAUUAUUAUUUUUCGACUUGUUUGAAUUGAUUUGAAUCGAUUAGAAGUUAGAAGAAUUGACGGUUGCGCUUAAAAACUGAAAAAAGAAAAAAAAAAAUCUAGAGUACUUUUUUUUUUCACUUGUCUGUCUAACAAUUUGCUUUUACAGGAGCGAUUCUUUCCAUGAGUACAACUCCAGCCGAGGGAAGCUUAGAAAGACCAUAUCGAUCCAGAAAGACCAGACCUUGUGACAAUUGUCGACUUCGAAAAUCAAGAUGUGUACUUGAAGUUGUAGGAAAUCCUUGUGCGUUAUGUCUAACACUCAAAGUUGCCUGUACAUAUCACUUACCGCCCAUUAAACGCAACAAAUCUAAGAAAAGACCUGACUCCAUUUCUGAUGAAUCGGUUUUUGAAGCUCCUUCUUAUGAGGAUACCUACUUGAAUAAUAAUUCAUUAGCUGUUCACGGCAUCCAGCGUUCAUCCGAAAUUCCUGAAAGCCUAGGCGCGUCAUCAUCUGCUAGAAUACCUAACAGAAGUCAAGACAAACAAGGAUCUCAAAGGGCUCCCGUAAACUUUGCGGGGAUUACAGAAAUGUAUCGUACUUCUGACGAUAAGUUUGACAAGCUAGGUCUGGAUAUUUCUCUUAACUAUCCGUAUGUACUAGGCCCUACUUGUGAUUCUGAUAUUGACCUUAUUCGUGAAUAUUUUUCAUUCGAGAAUGGUGUAUGCUCUUUUGAUAACAUGACUUUGAAGUAUGUAUCUUCCAAUGCGAGAUCUCCCGUUAUGUAUAUUCUCGAUCCUGCAUAUGAAAAUGACCGCCAUAGCGAUUUUGCUCGCUAUGAGCGUGCAUUACACGACCUUUUAACUACUUAUGUCGAUGAAAUGACAGGACGCGUACUAGUUGAUUUGUAUUUUACUCACAUUCACCCCGCAUAUCCCAUUCUCCAUGGACCACGGUUCCUCCUUUCUUACAAAAACGGAGCGAGGAACGUUCCCUCUAUUCUUUUGGCAGCUUUGUAUUCUUUAUCGUUAAUAUAUUGGAAGAAAGAUCCAAGGCUUUCCAACAUUCCUCCUUUAGAUCAACGCAAGAUGUGGAAUUUGGUUGAAGACGGCUUGAAUUUUCAUUUUACCCAACCACGAUUGAGUACUAUUCAAGCUGCUUUAUUGUAUUUAAUUGGACGUCCCCUUUCUAAUAUGUACAGCCUUACAAGUAUCCUGUCGAGAACGACGGUUUUGUCCCAAUUGCUAGGAUUUAACCAUGAUUGUACAAACUGGGAAAUUCCAAACGAGGAAAAGACCAUUCGAAAAAGAAUAUGGUGGGCUAUUUUUAUUGCGGAUAAGUGGUAUUCUAUGUAUUUUGGUUUAGCAACGAAUAUCCAUGAAGAUGACUAUGUCGUUCCUAAAAUUGAUUCUAAUGAAACAUUACCCCUUGAAAUUACCUCUUCUAUGUCUUUUAAAACUUUUUUAAAAAUGAUUGAGCUCAGUAUGAUUUUACAGGACAUUCUGCAAGACUUGUUUACGAUUCGAGCUUUAAGCAAGCAUUAUAAGAAUAAUCGAUCUAUUUCCUAUCAAAUCACUGGAUUUUUCAGUCGUUUGAAUUCCGCACGUCCUUCAAAGUCUGAGGAACCCGGGUUGGGAGCUGCAUCACUAAUGAUUCAAUUCGACGCUGUAGAGAUUUUGUUAUGGAAAACGGCGCUUCGAUUUCAUUUGCCGGAAUUUCAAUCGGAGGACCUAUUUGCAUGUGUUGAAAAAGCGAUUUCAAAUUUUAUGGGUAUCUCGCCGGACUCAAUUGUCGACUUUUUUUGGCCGUAUGCUGGGUUCCAUUUAUCAACGCUUGUAUCGCUUUUAAUUCGCCUUCAUCUGGAUUUCCAUGAAAGCCAUACAUAUGGAGCAAGAGCUUUAUCAUUACUUGAUGCGUUUUUAAGACACUGUAUAACACUUCAUGCGACUGGUUUUGACAUUGUUGAAAUGGCAAUAGGUCGGUCGUCUUCUUUACUAAAAGAAUUAGGCAAACGAUAUCCUCAUCUGUCGGCUCUCUGGGACAAUGUAUUUCAUUUGGAUGGCGCGCUGGGGCCUGAUAUUUUUCAACUAACACAAGAGCAAAUAUUCGAUCCGUGGAAUCCUGAAGCAUGGUCAUCUUUUCGGCCAUGAUUGGUUCCCAAACUAUUUAUUUUUAUUUUCAAAAAUCUCCCAUCUUUUCGUGAACGUAAUCCAUAAAAUUGUAUAGACAGGGAAACCCCUCUGAUCUAUAUGUAAACAUGGUUGGUACAGUAACUUUCUUUGAAGC
Schizosaccharomyces octosporus yFS286 is the source of this 2806-nucleotide messenger RNA. RefSeq names its product transcription factor. Lineage: Eukaryota; Fungi; Ascomycota; Schizosaccharomycetes; Schizosaccharomycetales; Schizosaccharomycetaceae. The transcript has a single exon. Gene Ontology annotation, molecular function: DNA binding; zinc ion binding; DNA-binding transcription factor activity, RNA polymerase II-specific. The coding region runs from base 703 to 2670 and encodes 655 amino acids. Gene Ontology annotation, cellular component: nucleus. Gene Ontology annotation, biological process: DNA-templated transcription. The record is from RefSeq and is a predicted model, not a curated record.